Molecule: messenger RNA, 360 nt
Organism: Penicillium verhagenii
Lineage: Eukaryota; Fungi; Ascomycota; Eurotiomycetes; Eurotiales; Aspergillaceae
Product: cupin domain-containing protein
Exons: 3
Coding region: 1-360 (119 amino acids)
Source: RefSeq, a predicted model, not a curated record
AUGGCGCCUGCAUUUACCUACCGCCCCAAGGCACAAUCUACAUUUAAGCCCCCACUCAUUGCGAACGAGAAUGCGUUCUUGGGCGAUGUCAUUUCAAGUGACAAGGACAACGCCGAAAAACCUAUCUCUUGUGGAUUCUACCGCUUGGAAAGGGGAACCCCGCUUGUAUACACCUAUACCUAUGACGAGAUGAAGAUUAUUUUGGAAGGACAUUUUGUGAUAUCCGAUGAGACGGGGCAAAAGGUCACCGCCAGUCCGGGUGAUGUGUUUUAUUUCCCCAAGGGAGCCACAAUUACCUUCACAACCGAGGACUACGGACUUGCAUUCUAUACCGGCCAACGUGCCGAGGGUGCGGCGUAA